Messenger RNA from Heterobasidion irregulare TC 32-1, 1727 nucleotides. RefSeq lists its product as uncharacterized. The record is from RefSeq and is a predicted model, not a curated record. NCBI's taxonomy places the organism in Eukaryota, Fungi, Basidiomycota, Agaricomycetes, Russulales, Bondarzewiaceae. The transcript has 6 exons. The coding region runs from base 56 to 1597 and encodes 513 amino acids.
GGCUUACAGUACUGCGCGGCCCUGACUGCAGCAGCCACCUAUUGCGCUCAUUAUCAUGGACGACCUCCGCACCACCGUGGCACGGCACGGGUUUCGCGCACGAGACAAUGCUCGAAACUAUCACAAACAACUCCUGUCGAACAAGAGCAAGUCGCCAGGUCCGAUGCAGUCCGACGACGAUGCCCUGCCCCCGAAGAACGAUCUGGCCAGGAGGAAGAGACACGGUCUUGCCCCUCCUCUCGCGGGCCCUAGCGGCUCUCACACACCCGUCGACGAGCCUGCGCAGGAUAGAGUCGCAAAGCCACAGACGAGACACAGGACGCGACCCGUCCCAGAUUUCGCGCUCACUUCGGCCUUAUCCCCGCGACUUACUCCCAAGGGCAAGAAGGAAAAGUCAAAGGAAACGCAUCGCUAUCCUCCGCGAUCGGCCAACCUUCCCUCUGAGGACGAAGACGAGGACGCCGUCGAUCCCGCGCCGCAGGCUGCCUACACUGGGCCCCUGGCCGCAGCAGAAUUCAGCAGGUUGAAAAAGGAGCUAGAAAUCCUUAGGAAGCAAACCAACGCCAAUGCCAAAUCGUUCGAUAAGCAGGCCAAGUCUGUCUUAGACCUCAAACGGGAACUCUUCACAGCGAAUAAGACUCUCAAGGAACGUAAUCUUCAAAUAGAGGAGCUCAAGUCCAAAGUGAAACAAUCGGACGAGCUCUUAAGCAGCAUCGAGAGCACUCUCCAGUGCCAAAUCUGCAUGGACACUCUCGCCAAACCCCACGCCCUCUCUCCCUGCGGACACGUCCUUUGCCAAACCUGCCUUCAAGAAUGGUUCCGCGCGGCGCCGGUAAACGAAGACGACAUGUACAUCGACGACGCCCCCUUGAUCUUCCGCAAAAAGUCCUGCCCCUGCUGUCGCGCCACAGUGCUGUCGCGCCCCCUCCCUGUUUUCCUGGUCAAAUCCCUGAUCUCGACCCUCGAUCGCGCCAAAGCGCCCGCGGGGGCCCACGAAGUGUCCCCUCCCCCCGAUCUCGACGACCCCUGGACCGACAUCUUCCCGCCCCCGCGCGGCUCCGAGUCCGAGGACUCAGAUCAAGACGACGCCGACGACGACGACGACGAUGACGAGGAGGAGGAAGGCUUCUCCGACGACCUCGAAGUCUGGGACGUGGAGGACUACGAUGAGUACGCGGACACGAGCGACGACGAGUACGAAGGCCCGUACGUCGAGCCAUUCUGGGAGCCGCCGCACCACUGGCUCGACGACCUCGCGGUUGGCGACUUCGCCGACCCGGACACGUUCCGCAUGAUCCGCCGUGGCGCGACGAGCGACAUGAUCGAUUACUAUGGCAUGCUCUACUCGCACGAGAAGGGUCUCAUCGCGCACAGCGGCGGCAUGACCAUCUACCUCGGCUUCAACAUCGACCUCAGCGAGGGCGACAUCACGGGCGAGCGCUUUAUGGACUGGCUCAUGGAGGACAUGGACAACAGGCCCGACCGCUGGAAGCUGCGUGCCGGCACGGCGACCAAGUUGGUGCGGGGCGACGAGGUGGUCGAGUACGAGACGUCGGACUCGGACGCCGACUUUGACGACGAUGACGAGGAGGAGUGAGGCGCACAGGGAGUAUAUCACUUACUGUCGCGGCGGAACGCAAUCGUUUUCCUUCUGUACUUCUUUCAUGCUAUCUGUUCUUUUUGUAUCGUCCACACUGUAUGCGUACUAUAUAAAUUAUCAUAUGUCG